AUGGCUGAGAAAGAGAAGAAAGAAAAGAAGGAGAAGAAGGAGAAGGAUUCCAAAGAAAAGAAAGAGAAAAAGGAUGACAAAGAGGACAAGAAGGAAAAGAAGGAUAAGAAGGAGAAGCGACGAGAUGAAGGCGGUCUAGACCUAUGGUCAUCCACUGUUGACACUACGGGUGCCAAUGCCUACGGUGCCAAUGCCUACGGCGGCCCCAAGGCGCCACAAGACAAACGAGAAAAAGAGAUGGCCAGGGAGAAGGAGACCAAGAAGGACGCAGAGACGAAGAACCUCAUAGGAGUCAGCGACGUGAUCCAAGAAACGCUCAACAAACAGAAGGAGGCUAAGAAGGAGGAAGCCAGGAAGGAGGCAGAAAAGCGGAACAAGGCAAUAAAAGCAGCGCGAAAGGAACAAGAAUCAAAAGAUGAAGCCGAUGAUUACCAGAUCAUGGACAAAAGUGGUCUUGGGAACUUCAUGGAAAAAGGCGACGUCAUGGAGAUCAUGAAGAACACAGUGCAAACAGCUGUGUCACAAGCAGGCUCACGUUGUCAGGUGUCAACCAGAACGGUUAUGGAUGACAAGCUCUACACCAAUGCACCAGCCAAAUUUGAAUCCCUGGGUGAUUUGAAGGCUGUGAAGGGCUUCAUCUUCAUCCGAGGGCCAAAAGAGGAGCCGGGAGUCAAGCUGACUCUGCAGCGGCCAGCAACGGUCUACGUGGCCUUGAGCAAGGCUCCAAACGAGGAUGAUCCGUUUCUGAGGAGAUGGGAGGCAGUGGGUACCGACUUCAAUGUGCCUGAGUUCCCCGACGACAUCGCGCCCGUACAUGAGGUCAGAAGGAAGGUGUUCUCCGAUCCAGACAACAGAAAUAUCGAAGUGCCAAAGCCGCCUUCCGGCCUGGAAACCUGCCUUGUCUUCGUCAUGCCAGAUUUUCACGCUGACCUGUAUGGCGAGGCGAAGCUGUCCGAAGAAGAGCUUCAAGAAAAGGAGCGUGCAGAAGCUGCUGCCAGGCGUGCCGGCAGGGCUUCUGCAUCCAGCUCUGCCAAGGAAGCGCCGUCCAAAGCUGAUGAGCUCGAGGCGAUCCUAAAGAAAGUUGAGGCAGGCGAAAAGCUGUCAAACAAGGAAAAGAGAGCCUAUGACAGGCAUCAGGAAAAGAAUGUCGUGUACAAGAACGAAGAUGACGAGCCAGUCGGUGGCCUGAACGCUUUCAGCAUCAUCCUUGAGGGUGGCAAAAAUGAGCCGCCGCCUUCCGGCGACGCGUUCGUCUGCAACAACUUCACGCUCUCUGCGCCGAAGCAGACAUUGUUUGACAACGCCAGCAUUACCAUCGUCCAGGGCCAUCGCUAUGGCAUCCUAGGGCCAAACGGCCAGGGCAAGACCACGCUUUUGCGCCACAUAGCUGCGCGCGAGAUGCCUGUGCCAGUGAACUGGGACGUCAUUCUUGUGGAGCAGGAAGCCAAGGCAACAGACCGCUCUGCCGUUGAAGAAGUCCUCGCGGCGGACGUGAGGGCCGCGGAGCUCAUAAAAGCAGAAGAGGAGCUCCUCCAAAAGUUGGAGGACAUGGAGAAAGCGAUGGAGGGUGGAGAAGAGGUUUCAGCAGAGGAAGUGGAGAGGAUGCGCUCCGAUCUCGAAAACACAUCCGCCGAGCUUGAGGCAAUUGGCGCAGACUCAGCGGAAGCAAGAGUGCGAAAAAUCUUGUGCGGCCUCGGGUUCACAAACGGACAUCCAGAUGAGGAUCGCUUUUCAAUGGACAGGCCAGUGGUGCAGUUCUCCGGAGGAUGGCGAAUGAGAAUUAGUUUAGCGAAGGCGCUGUUCUUACAGCCAAAGCUGCUCAUGCUAGAUGAGCCGACAAAUCACUUGGAUUUGGAUGCAGUUUUGUGGCUGGACACCUACCUGUCCGAGCACUAUCCGCACUCUGUGGUUGUAGUGUCGCACGAUGCCGACUUCCUCGAUAGCAUCUGUACAGACAUUUUGCAUUUGGAGGACAGAAAGCUUGUGCAUUAUCGUGGUGACUACACAGCCUUCAAGAAGAUGCACCUGCAGAAGCGGGCGACGUUGGACAAAGAGUACAAAAAACAGCAGGACGAGCUCAAAGCUUUAAAGAAGAAGGGGAAGACCAAGGAUGAGGCUGAAGCGCUGGUGAAGGCUAAGUUUGGAAUUGAUGCCUUAGAUGGACUUAUGGAGAAGCAGAAGGACUAUGUCGUAAAAUUCAAGUUCACGGGCCAUGGAAUGGACAGAUCUCUUGGCCUGAAUGUCUCUGACGUUGCUUUCAGCUACAAUGGGAAAGAGCCUUGGCUUCUCGAAGAAGUUGAGAUGGGCGUGGACUGUGGAUCGCGCAUUGCAAUAGUUGGCCCUAACGGUGCCGGAAAGUCCACCCUCCUAAACCUGAUGAUGCAACACUUGGAGCCCUGCUCUGGUGAUGUCACCGUGUCAAAGGGGAUUCGUAUUCGUCAAUACCACCAGCAUUUUGAAGAGCUUUUGCCCUUAGAUAAGACUGGUGUGGAGUACCUUUCCGAUGAGUUCAACCUUGGCCCACCAGAGAAAGCGCGUGCUGUGCUAGGACAGUUUGGUCUUCCAGGAAGCUCCCACUUCACCAAAAUCGGGAAUUUGUCAGGAGGCCAGAAGGCUCGUGUGGCUUUUGCAGCAUUGAUGCUCAUGGAGCCACACAUCAUCAUCUUGGACGAGCCUACCAAUCAUUUGGACAUCGAGUCUGUCGAAGCCCUGACCACGGCCAUUUCCAACUUUAAUGGUGGCUUGGUACUGGUAAGCCAUGAUGCCCGAUUGAUCACUGAAGUUGACUGUGAGCUCUGGGUUUGCGAAGAUGGCGGUUGCUACCGUUUCGAGAAGGAUUUUGACGGUUACAGGGACAAAGUCUUGCACCAGCUUGAAGAACGUCAGGCCGAAGUGGAGCGGAUGGAGCAAAAACGCCGUGAAGAGAGGGCGAAGAAGCGCGCGAAGCACGUCUCAGAAGAGCAGCUUAAGCUCGCCAAAGAUCGGAAGUCCGCGGAGGUAGCUAAGCAAAAGCAAGAGCAGGCAAGCGCUGUUGCCAAGCCGAGCGAGCCCAAGGAGGAAGAUGAUGAGGAUGAUUGA
This is a messenger RNA of Symbiodinium pilosum, 3078 nucleotides long. The record is from the annotation of a GenBank genome assembly. NCBI's taxonomy places the organism in Eukaryota, Dinophyceae, Suessiales, Symbiodiniaceae.